AUGUCACCUGUCGUUGGGCGAAUGGGCCGCUUCCUCCUUUUGGAUCCAUUGGUCGGUUGCGGACGGAGUCCGGGCCACUCAACUGUCGGGAGGGGACCCGUCGUCAGGUUUGUGACCUGAAAGGUGUCGACCAGAAUCUUGAACUUCAUUGGGAAUCAUAGUUCAAAUGAGUUACAGGAUGUUUCACUUCAGAGUACUGCCUGCCAUGGCAGUUCUUGGCAACUUCUCCAGACAAUACUACAGGGCAGUAGCUCCAAACAAGUGUCGGCGCAAACUGAUGAUGGUAACAUUUGCUGGAGUCACAACUGUUUCGGUGACAGCAAAUUUGUUGUGGAAAAGAGCACAUGCAGAAAGUGCUAACUCAGUGAAACGCACACCCAGAGAUGACUGUUUCGGAGCUAAGGAGGAACAAGGUGAUGAAAAAGCUGUCAAGUCACAAGAAGAGGAGGGACAGGCAGAAAAGAAAAAGAAGCGGAGGGGCUUUAGAGAUCGGAAGGUCAUGGAAUAUGAGAACCGAAUUCGUGCUUACUCCACUCCAGACAAAAUCUUCAGAUACUUUGCCACAUUGAAGAUUAUCAAUGAGAAUGGAGAUUCCGAAGUGUUCAUGACACCCCAAGAUUUUGUGCGGUCGAUCACACCAAAUGAAAAGCAACCAGAGAAUCAGGGUUUGGACCAAUUCAUAGUGAAACGAUAUGAUGGAAAGAUGUGUUGCAGUCUUCGUAUGGCUGUUAUUUCUCUGAAGAAGCUUGCCCAUGGACGGGAGAAGUUUGCUGACGAGGACAGCAUAUUUUACACACUGGGCGAAUGCGGGCUGAUUUCCUUCUCUGAUUACAUUUUUCUCACUACUGUUCUGUCCACUCCACACAGGAAUUUUGAAAUUGCCUUUAAAAUGUUUGACCUGAAUGGUGAUGGCGAGGUUGAUCUGGAGGAGUUUGAACAGGUUCAAAGUAUUAUUCGAUCACAGACCAGUAUAGGCAUGCGUCACCGAGAUCGUUCAACAACUGGGAAUACACUGAAAUCAGGAGUUAGCUCAGCACUGACCACUUACUUCUUUGGUGCAGAUUUGAAGGGAAAGCUAACUAUUAAACAUUUCCUAGAGUUCCAGCGUAAACUGCAACAGGAUGUUCUCCGACUGGAGUUUGAUAGACAUGACCCGAUAAAUGGACGAAUCUCGGAGCGUCAGUUUGGCAGUAUGCUGUUGGCAUACAGUGGCGUUCAGUCUAAGAAACUUACAGCAAUGUUGAAAAGUAUCAAAAAGCAAUUCAAAAAUGCAGAGGGCAUAACCUUUGAGGAGGUGGAAAACUUCUUCACUUUUCUGAAGAACAUUAAUGAUGUGGACACUGCACUGAGCUUCUACCACAUGGCGGGAGCUUCAAUUGAUAAAGCAACCAUGAAGCAGGUGGCCAGGACAGUGGCACAUGUAGAACUUUCUGAUCACGUUUGUGAUGUUGUUUUUGCCUUGUUUGAUAGCGAUGGAAACGGGGAGCUGAGCAACAGGGAGUUCAUCUCCAUUAUGAAACAGCGACUGAUGCGUGGUCUGGAGAAACCAAAGGACACUGGCUUCACACGGCUUAUGCGUGCAAUGUGGAAGUGUGCACAGGAAACUGCCUGGGACUUGCCCUAUCUAUCCAAGUAGCAAGAAACAGGAAUAGCUCAGUUACACAGGAGCACCUGUAGCACAAAUUGCUCUAAGAAUUGUCAAGAGGACUGAAAUAGGAUGCCUUAACUCAUGGAAUAUAAAGAUACAGGUUUUAUUUCCAAUUAUGCUCUGGCUUUUUUAAAACGUGGGACUUUUUGCAUGUCAGAUCCAAUGGCAGGAUUCAAUGGAGAAACCUACUCUGUAUCAAUAGAAAGCAGAGGUUUCUUAUUAAUCCAGUUGGUUUGUCUCUAUCUGUGAGAGACCAGUACUGGAGACAGGUAGCUUCUUCAUUCAUGUAUGCUUGAAUGCCAUGUGAAUUGCAAGUUUCUUUGAGAGAUUUCUCUGAUUCUUUGGAGUCGCUCUGAGUGGACUCAGAUAAACACUCAACAACUGCCUGUGUUGUAAGAGUGGCCACAAUGACUCUUGUAAGUUAUGUUUCAGUAUGAAGCCACCUUGUGUUGUUUGCAUUCUGUUCCCAACACCUACCCUGAGCCACAGUACUUGCUAGGUUCAAGGUGUUGUUGAAUACAGUACAAAUGGCUUCACCCUCACUAUGUAGGAUCGCAACUGACCCUGAAUUCUCCUAAAGGAACUCUACUAAUCUGACUUGUAACCUUAUGCUUUGGUCCCUGAUUAGGGCAUAUUUAUUAUAAGGGGUGGGGAGGUUGACCAACUUCCAUCCACAACUUCCAUAAUCAUCUGUAAUUUAAUGUAUUAAAACAUCUCCAACACUAUUGGCCACAAAACAGAACGGGAGAACUUUGAGAUCAAAAGAUUGAAAUUCUGCAGACCAGCUAGUAGCAAUGCAUUAUAACAACACCUCCCUCCAUACAGCAACACCAGCUCUCAUGAAUUGUUAGUCAUGGUGUAGGCUAGAAAUCAGUUCUCAAUCUGAAGCAGACUGACAUCUGAGAGAAGCUGUGAGCCUGGUAUUGCAUGUCAUUUAGUGCAUAUUCAAUACUGGAAUGUAGUGUACACUGAGACAGUGUUUCACCCAAACCAGUGCUCACUAGAUUUCUGCUAACUCUGCAUCUCAUCCAGUCACUGGGAACAUUUUGAUCUAUAGUUUCAAUGGUGUCAAAUAUCACAAUGUUAGAAUAGACAAACUUGCUCUUGAGAUUACAACAGCUUCCUCUCUAAACCAGUUCCUUGUGUUUUUUUUUCCUUGAGUGGCCUGUAUUUCAGAUCAGAUUUACUCUCUUCUAGGACAGCCUUCCCUUUAAGAUACUAAUGUUACAAAUAUGUUAUUAUAAUGUUUUAAAUCUACAGAUAAGAUUUGAAAUGGCACUUUUCCGUUUGUGUUUAAUGUACUUGGCAUUGCCUAAAGCCAUAAUCACUGUCUGUUUCUUCUCAGUUUCCAGAAAACAAAGGCUGGAAAUUCCAAUUCUAAUUCUAAUUCUGAUUUGAUACUUGUUAUGGAUUUGAGUAUUUCCCAUUACUGUUCAAGCACUGUCUUAAAUUUCCCACUGCUCCUGUUAUUUAAAUCUGCAUAAAUCACUAGCAGCAUCAAUGAGCAAACCUUUUCAUGGUUCUCCUCUGUCUGUUGUUUUACUGAAUGAGCAAACAAAGUGUUCAGUCCCAAUGUUCAGUAUCUUUUAGAUUUGCCCUUGGACUUGGAAUGAGUCAUUUUCAGUCAGUUCUUUAGUAAAUAUGAAUGUAAAAAGCAAAGCAAAGCCUGAAAUAAAUGUUUUCCCAGA
Stegostoma tigrinum is the source of this 3336-nucleotide messenger RNA. It is a transcript of the gene micu1, whose product is annotated as mitochondrial calcium uptake 1. The coding region runs from base 167 to 1636 and encodes 489 amino acids. The transcript is spliced from 14 exons. Gene Ontology annotation, biological process: mitochondrial calcium ion homeostasis; calcium import into the mitochondrion. Lineage: Eukaryota; Metazoa; Chordata; Chondrichthyes; Orectolobiformes; Stegostomatidae. The record is from RefSeq and is a predicted model, not a curated record. Gene Ontology annotation, molecular function: calcium ion binding. Gene Ontology annotation, cellular component: uniplex complex.